Molecule: messenger RNA, 2793 nt
Organism: Physella acuta
Lineage: Eukaryota; Metazoa; Mollusca; Gastropoda; Physidae
Product: alpha-amylase 1
Biological process (GO): carbohydrate metabolic process
Molecular function (GO): alpha-amylase activity; cation binding
Source: RefSeq, a predicted model, not a curated record
AAGUUUGAAUCGUGACAACCUACAUAAUACUUUUGCCAGCGGGAGAGAAAGUGGAAACCUUAUCGUGUAACUUUCUUUUUCAAUAUGCUAGGCACAGUUUUACAACUUUAUUUUGUCGGUGUGGCCAAUGCAGUUUUAUAUACUGAUUUAAAUUGCUCUGAAAAUAGAAAGACUAUUGUCCAUUUGUUCGAAUGGAAGUGGCGAGAUAUUGAAAAUGAAUGUCCAUUUUUAGCACAAGCUGGCUACUGCGCUGUCCAGACGUCUGUUGUGACAGAAAAUAAAUAUGAGGUGACCAGGCCGUGGUGGGAAAGGUAUCAGCCUGUUAGUUACAAGAUAAUGACUAGAUCUGGUACAGAGGAAGACUUUACACGAAUGGUUCACACGUGCAACAAUCAUGGUAUUAGGAUUAUAAAUGAUGUGGUACUGAAUCACAUGGCAAGGGGAGACUCUGGUGUUGGUGUAGCUGGGACUAUGUACAAUGGCACAGCUUUAGAUUACCCAGGGGUUCCCUACAACAAGACACAUUUUCAUAGCAGAGAUGAUUGUACAAACCCAGAUGCUCCAUUGUCUAAUCUUAGCUCCACUGAAGAUUUGAGACAAUGCCAGUUAUUAGAAUUGCCUGACUUGGAUCAAAGUCAAGAUUAUGUGCGUGAUCAAAUUGUUGGUUUGCUAAACAAGCUGAUUGACCAUGGCUCAGCUGGGUUUAGAGUGGAUGCAGCAAAACACAUUCAUCCACAGCAACUAAGCACAAUAUAUAGUACUGUGAAAAAUGUUGUGACAGGAGGUCGGCCAGUUUUUAUCAAUGAAGUUGUUAAUACUAUACCGGAUGCUGUCACUUCAGAUCAGUACUACAAUUUAGGUUUAGUAACAGAAUUUGUUUACUCUGAAGUGAUUGGUGAAAAACUCUCAAGACAAAAUUAUUCAGGGCUUUGUGAUAGCUUUAAAGAUCUUUUGCAUGAAGAAAAUGCUCUGCUGUUUGUUGAUAAUCAUGACACUCAACGUGGCCGUGAGAGACCUGGAUCGGUUGUGCUGAAUUAUAAAAAUCCAUCUCUGUACAAAAGAGCCCAAGCUUUAACACUGGCAGCUGGCUAUGGAACUCAGAGAGUCAUGUCUAGCUACUACUUUACUGACACGGAAGCUGGUCCCCCAGCUGAUGACAAUGAGAACAUUCUAGAUGUGUCAAUAAAUACUGAAAGUUUGUGUGAUAAUGGCUGGGUGUGUGAGCACAGGUGGCCAGUGAUAAAGAAUAGUGUGCAAUUUAGCAACUUUGUUAGAGGAAAGCCUAUGGCUAACUGCAGUGCUACAGAAAACACUGUGUCAUUCAGUCGUGGAAGUGGAGGUUUCUUCUGGAUGUCUAGUAACAAUAGCCUGACCAGUCAGAUCAUCUAUUCAGAACUCCCUGAAGGAUAUUAUUGUGAUGUCAUCACUGACUGCCAACAGAAGUACUAUGUAAACAGCUCAGGGAUAUUAAACUUGACGUUUUUUGGUGAACCUAUUGUAGCUCUUGUCAAAGAUAACUUUACUGAAGAGGUAACAACAGAUGGGAGUGUUUUGCUCACUGAUGAAUGGACAACAGAGAGUUACAAUACAUCUACCCCUGAGUUCACAUAUGAAAAUUCAAACCUUUUUACCAAUGGAGACACACAUCCAGCUACCGAUGAGUGGAGUACUGAUGGUUACACACAUUCAACUACGGAUGAGUGGAGUACUGAUGGUUACACACAUUUAACUACGGAUGAGUGGAGUACUGAUGGUUACACACAUUCAACUACGGAUGAGUGGAGUACUGAUGGUUACACACAUCCAACUACAGAUGAGUUGAGUACUACCACAGAACCUCAGACGAUACUUGGCUGGCACAGAACUGUUGUAUUUUUAGAGAGGCGAACUAACCCUGGAGAGGAUGUUUUUUUCAGGGGAGGAAUAACCUCAAGCAGAAUUUCUGAUCCAAAAGCUUGUGAAACCUAUGAUUUUGAAACCAACCCAUGUGUCAUUCCAAUUCGCCACAGACAGCUACAAGUUUUAGAAGCUACGCCUGCCAGAGAUUCCUGGGCUAAAGGGGACAAUUUUUUAGAUUGGUUUGGUCCAGAACCUACACAGGAGAAGCAUGGUGCUACUUUGGCGCAGGGAUCACCAGGCCAAUGGACAAGCAGCGUAAGAGGCUCUAAAUAUUAUGAUCCUUUAAAUACAUAUGGUGACCACUACUGGAUAUUAGAUGUGGACAUGGACUGCUCAAGGUCUUACAAUGGAUUUUUUGAGUUUAAAGGGGUUCUAUCCAACGGAUGGGAGACUGGUACUAGUUUAGAUAUCAAUUGUUCUGGAGAUGCAGCAGUAACUUCUCCAUAUCAUGCAGGAAAUCACAUAGGGAGAUGCGGCUACAUUAAUGUUUAUCACUGGGGAUCUGGCACUUGUGAGAUUCAUUCAUUUUUAAAUACUACCUCCAGUUAGAAAUAAAUCAACAAUAUUUAUUGUAUUGAAAAGAGAUUUAAAUGCAUAAUGCCAAAGCGUUUAUUAUUAUUUGUGUUUGUUGUUAUGACUAUUAACAAAUCACCUUGUGAUAACCUCCAGGAUUUAAUAAACGUGAAUUUAUCAUGUGUUAACUCCCUUGGACAAAUUUUAGAAUUCAUGUUAUAUAAUAUAAACAAGUUUCAUUGGCAGGGCAAUACGGCACGAGGAGCCCUAUAAGCUGCUUGAAAAAAUGUGUUAGUCAACUGUUGAAAAAAUAAAAAUUGAAUUAAAAAAAUCUUCACAUUAUUUUCCGCUGUGGUUAUUUAAUAGGUUAUAUUACUUAUA